Messenger RNA from Talaromyces rugulosus, 972 nucleotides. RefSeq lists its product as uncharacterized. NCBI's taxonomy places the organism in Eukaryota, Fungi, Ascomycota, Eurotiomycetes, Eurotiales, Trichocomaceae. The coding region runs from base 1 to 972 and encodes 323 amino acids. The record is from RefSeq and is a predicted model, not a curated record. The transcript has 3 exons.
AUGUUCUUCUCCAAGAUCCUUGUUCAGUGCCUCCUUCUAGGUGCAACUACUGCUUUUUUCAUCCCGAAGCGGUCCGAAGAGAGCAUCUCUCUUGGAAAAGAUCGUGAAAUUGUGGAUGGAAACUAUAUAGCCGAUGAGAAUGUAUGGCUGAUUCCAACUGCCACCAUGCCUAUCUCCAAGAUCUCUCGAUCCAAUAUCGCUGAUGCCCCCUCGCCGACUCAAUCGGGAUUAAUAUCGACCUGCGAUGCGUACUACUUUGUCGAAUCAGGAGACUAUUGUUCUGGAAUAGGUUCCAAAUUCGGCAAUUUCACGGCCACACAGUUCUACAACUGGAACCCAGCCGUGAAAUCGGACUGUUCGGCCCUACUGGCCGGGUACUACGUCUGCAUUGGGGUUGCAGGUACAUCUACUCCUUCUACAACAGAUACUAUUGUACUCACUGUUACCAAUACUCUAGCUCCGGCUCCCUCCCCAACGCAAACCGGUAUCGCGAGCAACUGCAACGAUUACUACAAGGUCCUAUCGGGAGACACAUGUGUAGGCAUCUCUGACAGCAACAACAUCACUCUCACCGACUUCUACGACUGGAAUCCCGCCGUGGGCGCUAGCUGUCAGACUCUGAUUGCCGGGUUUUACGUCUGUGUGGGAAUUAGUGGUGAGCAGGACUCUCCUUUUACAGAAAAGAGAAAUACGGGUGCCCUACUGAAACAAGUAGACUCGUCGCCCAUCACCACCGCAACGGUUACCACUACUGCCACAGCCACUGCAAUCGCAGUACCCUCGCCUAUUCAGACUGGUAUUGUGUCUGGUUGUACCAAAUACUACCAGGCCCAGAAGGGAGACACUUGCGUCACCAUUGUGAAUGAUCAUUAUCCCAGUCUGACUGUUGCCCAGUUUGAGAGCUGGAAUCCGGCUGUUGGGACAAGCUGUAACAGCCUCUUGGCCGGUUACUAUUAUUGCGUGGCGACUUAG